GCCACUUCCGCUUCCGGUCCGUCGCCUCCGGUUGCUUCCCGUCCGCUCAGCGGCUCCCCUCCCCCGCCCGGCUCUCUGCGCCCCUCCCGGGCGCCGGGGCGGCGGGGCCGUCGGCGUGCGGCCCACUCCGUGCUUCCGUCGGUGCACCCGAGUGCGCCUGUCCGUCCGCCGCCCGCGGCCAGGCGCGCGCCCCGCGACACCGAGGCCGAGCGGGGGCAGGGGGUUGCCCGCCAUGACCCCCCGGAGCCCGGCGUGAGGGGCCGAGUCCUCGCGCUCCUCCCUGCAGCCCGGGGCCCCCCUGUGCCCUCCCGCGGGUUCUCGGGAGCCGGGCUCCGCGGGCAGGCCCCAUCCGUGCUCGCCGGCCUGUGGUAUAUCUGGGGUGACACCCCGGCCCCCUCGCCCGCCAGGUUGGGGCUGUGGGUGUGCACGGACGUGGCCCUGCGGUCCGCCGCCCGGAGCUCUGGAUUCCAUGAUUGCUCACAGAUCCCGACCCGCGCUCUGUGUUCUGGUCUUUCCUCCUCAGAUGUGGUGACCCAGCAGCCCCUGCCGCUGUCUGCUUCUUCGAGCUUCCUCCUCUCUCUACACCCCAAGGGGCUCGCCACCACCUGCCACCAUGUCGACCUCGUCCCUGCGGCGCCAGAUGAAAAACAUAGUCCACAACUACUCGGAGGCCGAGAUCAAGGUCCGAGAAGCCACAAGCAACGACCCCUGGGGCCCAUCCAGCUCCCUAAUGUCUGAGAUCGCGGACCUCACUUACAACGUUGUUGCUUUCUCUGAGAUCAUGAGCAUGAUCUGGAAGCGGCUCAAUGACCAUGGCAAGAACUGGCGGCACGUCUACAAGGCCAUGACCCUGAUGGAGUACCUCAUCAAAACCGGCUCGGAGCGUGUGUCUCAGCAGUGCAAGGAGAACAUGUAUGCUGUGCAAACGCUGAAGGACUUCCAGUAUGUGGACCGUGAUGGCAAGGACCAGGGUGUGAACGUGCGUGAGAAGGCCAAACAGCUGGUAGCCCUGCUGCGUGACGAGGACCGGCUGCGAGAGGAGCGUGCCCAUGCGCUCAAGACCAAAGAGAAGCUGGCACAGACUGCCACUGCCUCCUCAGCAGCGGUGGGCUCCGGGCCCCCACCCGAGGCAGAACAGGCGUGGCCACAGAGUAGCGGGGAGGAGGAGCUGCAGCUCCAGCUAGCCCUGGCCAUGAGCAAGGAGGAGGCUGACCAGCCCCCGUCCUGCGGCCCCGAGGAUGACGUCCAGCUCCAGCUGGCCCUUAGUUUGAGCCGAGAGGAGCACGACAAGGAAGAGCGGAUCCGCCGCGGGGAUGACCUGAGGCUGCAGAUGGCUAUAGAGGAGAGCAGGAGGGAGACCGGUGGCCAGGAGGAGUCAUCCCUCAUGGAUCUUGCUGAUGUUUUCACAGCCCCGGCUCCACCACCAGCCUCAGACCCCUGGGGCGGCCCAGCGCCCAUGAGUGCCCCUACCUCAGACCCUUGGGGUGGGGCCCCUGUCCCUCCAGCUGCUGAUCCCUGGGGUGGUCCGGCCCCUACACCAGCCUCUGGGGACCCUUGGAGGCCUGCUGCCCCUGCGGGGCCCUCAGUUGACCCUUGGGGUGGGACCCAGGCCCCUGCUGCUGGAGAGGGGCCCACGCCUGACCCAUGGGGGAGCUCUGAUGGUGGGGCCCCAGCUGGUGGACCCCCUGCCUCUGAUCCCUGGGCUCCAGCCCCGGCCUUCUCGGACCCCUGGGGAGGGUCACCUGCCAAGCCCAGCACCAAUGGCACUGCAGCAGUGGGGUUUGAUGCUGAGCCAGAUGAGUUCUCUGACUUUGACCGACUGCGCACAGCCCUACCGACCUCUGGGAGCAGCACAGGAGAGCUGGAGCUGCUCGCUGGAGAGGUGCCCCCCCGCAGUCCUGGGGCAUUCGACAUGAGUGGGGUCGGGGGCUCUCUGGCUGAGGCUGUGGGGAGCCCCCCACCCACAGUUGCUCCAACCCCCCCACCGCCCACACGGAAGACACCAGAGUCAUUCCUGGGGCCUAAUGCAGCCCUCGUUGACCUGGACUCGCUGGUCAGCCGGCCAGGCCCCACGCCGCCAGGAGCCAAGGCCUCCAACCCCUUCCUGCCAAGCGGAGCUCCGACCACUGGCCCUUCCGUCACCAACCCCUUUCAGCCCGCGCCCCCUGCGACGCUUACCCUGAACCAGCUCCGGCUCAGCCCUGUGCCUCCGGUCCCUGGAGUACCACCGACAUACAUCUCUCCCCUUGGCGGGGGCCCCGGCCUGCCCCCUAUGAUGCCUCCAGGCCCCCCAGCCCCCAACACUAACCCCUUCCUCCUAUAAUCCGGGGGGGGGGAUUUGGCCUGGCCUGGCUUCCCCCAUUUCUGCUCCUUGAGAGACCAGUGUUGUGAGUGCAUGUGAAGCGGGGGGACCCCCGCCCCCACCCCAGCACCCUCCCCCUCCUGGGGCCCACUCACACUACACCCUCUUCCAUGUCCCCCCACCCCACCUCCCUGGAGACAAACUGGACAUGGGGGAUGGGGAGGGGUGCUGGCCAGAGGAGGACCCCUUUCCUGUGGCAUUAGAAAGGGGAGGGACAGCUGGGGGUCCCCCCACCCUUCCCCCUCCCUCCCAACUGGCCCCUCAAUCAGUGUUUGAGCCUCCUCGUCCCCGUUCGCACCCCUUGGUGAAUCCUUGGUGAUAAUUUUGGCAACUUCAGGAAUAAAUGGCAAUUCUCACGA
Nyctereutes procyonoides (raccoon dog) is the source of this 2721-nucleotide messenger RNA. It is a transcript of the gene EPN1, whose product is annotated as epsin 1. The coding region runs from base 614 to 2323 and encodes 569 amino acids. Lineage: Eukaryota; Metazoa; Chordata; Mammalia; Carnivora; Canidae. Gene Ontology annotation, molecular function: clathrin binding; phospholipid binding. Gene Ontology annotation, cellular component: endosome; plasma membrane; clathrin vesicle coat. Gene Ontology annotation, biological process: endocytosis. The record is from RefSeq and is a predicted model, not a curated record. The transcript is spliced from 12 exons.